AUGAUAUUUUUAACAGCUGAGUUUCUAACAGAACUACAAACAACUCAGCCCUCGAUAACGAAAGGAGCAAUGGAAACAACUAUUGAAUUGUUGGCAUCGUCGAUACAAACUACGGCAUCAUUCGCAGUGUUGUCAAGCGAAAGCAAUAUUGGAACCAUUUUGCAACAAAGCCCGGGAAUAUAUGAAAAGGCAUCGCUGUGCGAUGAGAGCAAAUGCAAACUUCCAAAUUGUCGUUGUGCUAGUGAAGAAAUUCCUGGCGGUUUACCUAUAACAGAUACUCCUCAAAUUGUAUUGUUCACAAUGGAUGAUGACGUCAACGCUUUAAAUUACGAAUUUUAUUCUCAGUUGUUUGACGGAAUGAAAAAUCCAAACGGAUGUCCGGCUACAACAACUUAUUAUGUUUCUCAAGAAUAUACAGAUUUUAAUCUUGUUCAGAAAUUAUACCAAAAAGGCCACGAAAUUGCAGAUCAUUCUGUGACACAUCGAACACCCAACACAUGGUGGAGAGAUAGUUCUUAUAACGAACUGGAAAAUGAAAUAGUUAAUCAAAAAAAAGAAAUUGAAAAGACCGGUGCCAAAGUUUAUGGUUGGAGAAAUCCUUUUUUAAGACCUGGUGAAACGACAUACAGGGUUCUUGCUGACAAUAAGUUUUUGUAUGACACUUCCUUAUCUACACAUGUCGAAUCAAAAUGGUGGCCGUAUACCUUAGAUUAUUUGGUACCAAAAUGCGCUGACGAACCUUGCCCACAAUUAUCGUAUCCUGGAUUAUGGGAGGUUCCUUUAACACCUCUGUUGGACGGUCUAAAUGGAUCUGAGUGUUCAAUGUUUGAUAGCUGCGUUGCCAGUUUAACUGAUGCUGAUAGUGUCUACACUAACUUUAAGUUCAAUUUUUUGACACAUUACAACGACAAAAAACAACCAUUUUCUUUGUUUGGGCAUUCCUCAUUCUUUUUGCAUGAAAGUUAUGUUUACAGACAAGUUGGCUUUAAAAAGUUUUUAGCGGAGAUUUCAUUAUUACCUGAUGUAUAUUUUGUCACUGUGGAGCAAGCUAUUCGUUGGACUCAAUCACCUACGCCAUUAAAUAAAUUAAACACGUUUGCGCCAUGGUCUUGUCCAAAGAGUUAACAAUGUUGUGCUUAGUUUCUGAAAAAAAGAAAGUAAUUUCACGAAAUUUGACCAUCAAUC
This is a messenger RNA of Hydra vulgaris (swiftwater hydra), 1185 nucleotides long. RefSeq names its product chitin deacetylase 8. Gene Ontology annotation, molecular function: hydrolase activity, acting on carbon-nitrogen (but not peptide) bonds. The record is from RefSeq and is a predicted model, not a curated record. Gene Ontology annotation, biological process: carbohydrate metabolic process. Lineage: Eukaryota; Metazoa; Cnidaria; Hydrozoa; Anthoathecata; Hydridae.